AUGGUCUCCGCCGCUGAUCUCAUGAGGCAGCACCAGGCUCAGUUCGCUCAGGCUGAUGCUGUUGCUGCCGAGCUCCCGCCUAUGGCCGAUCCUUUCCCCUCGCUCGUUCAGGACCCCUUUCCGCCCGAGCCUGCCGCUGCUCCCUCGGCUUCUGCUUCCUCUUCCUCCGCCGCCGCCGCUCUGAUGAAUGCCAGCAACGCUGCCUCUGCUAACGGCGGCGCUGCGCUGUCGCCUUCCAAUGGCCGCGCUCCUCGCUCCAAGCAGCCCGACUUUUCCUCCGAAUCCGCAUUCCCCUCGCUUGGCGCUGCCGUCAACCCUGUCAAGGGUCAGUGGGGCAACAAGACUUCCACCUGGAACGGCUCUGCCCCUGUCAUCCAGCGCUCAGUUGCACAGCAGACCUUCUCCCUCACCCUUUCGCACGACUCGUUCGUCAAGCUCUCCACCGUCAUGUCCAAGGUGCAGAACAAGUACCGCGGUGUCAAGAUCGAGGCUUCCACCACCCGCAAGACUGGCACCACCACCUUUGUGCUCAAGGCUGCCGAUGAGGCCGUCGUCAAGAACGCGAAACGUGAGAUCACCGUUUUGCUCGCCAAGCACGUCUCCACUCAGAUCAUGAUCCCUGCCUCGCUCCGUGCCUAUGUCAUCGGCGCCAAGGGCAAGAACCUCAAGGUCAUCACCGAGCAGACCGGCGUCAAGGUCAACAUUCCCCCUCGUGAUCCUGCCGCUGACCCGUCCGCCGAUGUCGAUGUCAACCAGCGCAACAAUAUCGACUACGACAACGACGAGCAGAUCCCUAUCACGCUCGAAGGAGACGAGAUCAACGUCAAGCAGGCCCAGGCCAUGAUCCAGGCAAUCGUCGCCGAGAAGACUUCCAAGAUCACACAGCGACUCACCCACAUUGAUCACAUCUUCUACCCUUUCAUCGCUGGCCCCAAGGGCGUCAAUGCUUCCCAGCUCGAAACCCGAUUCGGCGAGGGCGACCUUUCGAUCCGUGUGCCCCCUCGUGCCGCCUUCCUGCACAGCAAGGAUGCUGGUGAAGACGACUCUGCCGAACCCAAACGCGAGCGUGACCUUGCUAUCGUCAUCUCGGGAGACCGGGAAAAGGUCCCAAAAGCCAUAGCGGCCAUCGAGGCUCAGGUUGACGAGAUGAAGAACUCCUUCCGCACUCUCGCCAUCAGCAUCCCCAAACGUCAGCACCGUUUCCUCGUCGGCGACGCUGCCAAUGACAUUCUCGCCUCCACGUCUUGCAGCGUCGAACUGGCUGCCAUUGAUGAUCCUUCUGACAGCGUCACCAUCCGCGGCCCUCAGUCUCAGCUUCCUCUGGCGCUCACAGCCGCCAUGGAGAAAGCCAAUGCCGUCCGUGUGGAGGUGGUCGAUGUCGUUGCAGCGCACCGGUCGCUCGCCAAGGACCCUGUCGGACAUGCCAAGCACAUUCUCCGAUGGCUCAGCGUCGGCGGUAAGAUUCCCCGCAGCGCAACAGCUCAGAUCUACCUCCCGCGACCUGCUAUCGUUGAGUCGACUGGGAAUGUCCAGAUCGAGAUUGUCGGCUCAGAUGCUGCCGAAGUCUCCAAGCUCAGAGAGACUAUUCAGGAGCUCGUCAAGGCUGUCCCUCCUACUUUUGUCCAGGAGCUUGAGGUUGACCCACUCCUCCACCGCUUCAUCAUUGGCAAAAAGGGCCAGGGCUUAAAGCCAUACGAGGCACGUGGCGUUGAUGUCCUCUUCCCGCCCGCCCCCUCCAGCGCCGAUGGCGACUCCCGCUCCGAUGUUUUGCUCGUCUUGGCGGGCUCCUCGGUCGUCAGUAAUCUGCCCGCGGACCGCAAGGCUCGCGAUGCCAGGGCCACCGAAAUUCUUGACGCUGUCAAGCAAGACAUUGAAAAAGCACAAGUUGCUGCCGCUGACAUUCGUAGCGAGACGCUCACCGUCCCCGCAAAGCUUCACCGCGCCAUUCUCGGCCCUAACGGCACCACGCUCAACGCCGUCAUUGGCGAAGACAGACUGGUUGCCGUCAAGCUUGGAUCUAGCAAAGCUGCUUCGACGGAGAAGAAUAGCGCCGGCCUUGCCGAGGAUUCCAUCGUGGUUCGUGGCCCUAGCUCCGAGGUCCAGCGUGUUGUCAAGGAGCUUCAACGCAUUGCCGCUGAGGCCGAGCAGGACAACAUCAUCAACGGCCACGUUGCCGAGUUCUCGGUCGACGCCAAUCACGUGCCCCAUCUCGUCGGUCGAGGCGGCUCGGCCGUCACCAAGCUUCGAGAAGAGCUCGGCGUGCGCAUCGACUUUAGCGAGCCUUCCACUGCUGACGGUGCUAAUGGCGCAAAGAAAGGUCGCAAGCCUACGUCCACCGCCAAAGUGGUGCUCACGGGUCGAAAGGAAAACGUUGAGGAAGCAAAGAAACGUCUGCUGACGCAAGUCGACAGGCUUGCCGAUGAGACCACCGUCACGCUCAAGAUUCCACAGGAAAUGCACGGAAGCUUUAUUGGUCAGGGCGGAAAGUAUGUCACGCGACUGCAAGACACGUAUGCCGUGCGCAUCAACUUCCCCAAUGCCAUUGCGCCUAGCGGCACGUCUACGCCGACCGAAGGCGGCGAUGACAAGUCCACCGGUGGCCGUGCCAACCAGAAGCCCGAUGAGGUCACCAUCAAGGGUGGUAAGAAGGGUGUCGAGGGCGCCAAGGCUGAGCUGCUCGAGCUGCUCGAAUACGAGAAGGAACACAACAACGUCUCCACCCUCGUCGUGAGCACCAAAUCGAUCGCCCGUAUCAUGGGCAAAGGCGGAGCUACCAUCAAGCAAAUCCGAGACGAGAGCGAAGCCCAGGUCGAUGUCGACCGUGAGGAUAACGAAAAGGACGGUACCACCUCUAUCAAGAUCCGCGGCACCAAGAAGGCGGUCGUUGCGGCCAAAAAGGCCAUCGAGGCCAUCUCUUCCGAGGUUGACGCGGAGCAAGUCUAUACGCUCACCAUUGCCCCGGAGCACCACGGUAUCCUCAUUGGUCCUCAGGGAUCCAACAUUCGCGACCUCAUCAUCAAGGCUGGUGGACCCGAGGACACCAAGGCGUCGUCGCAGUACGUCCAGUUCCCACGCAGGAACGAAAAGGACUCGUCUACCGUCACUAUUCGCGGCCCUGCGUCGUUGGCCAAGGCCAUCCGCGACGAGCUAGAAAGCGCCGCUCAGGUGCUUGCUUCGCGCGUCAUCGUCGGUGUCGUCGUAGCUCCCCAGGCACAGAGGAUGCUAAUCGGCCGCGGCGGCUCGCGUCAGUCUGAGCUGCAGACUCAGUACGCUGUUCGUCUCGUCUUCCCCGGCUGGAAGGAGUAUGCCUCCACAGGCGAGCCCAUCAACAAGGCCGAGCUUGCUGGAGGCGACGACUCGACGAUCGUCAAGAUCAUUGGUGCCGAAGACAGAUGCAAGGCGCUGGCCGAAGAGAUCAAGUCAAGCUUUGCCUCGGCCUCCAAGUCAAUCGAGGUCCCACGCGGCGUGCACGCUCGCAUCGCCACACCCCAGUUCUUCCGCCAGCUCCGCUCCGAUUUUGGCGUCUCAGUGGACACGCCUCGUGAGUCGGCUUCGGCCUCGACACCCGCUGCAUCCGCCAAGAACAGCGCCAAGGUUGUAGAUGCACGAAUCGACGACGAUGACGAUGCCGAGGAGAACGAGUUCGAGCUAGAGGAGCUCUCCUCCACCUCUGCCGGCAACGACUUCGUCUCGUGGACGCUCACCGGCAAGGACGAAGGCUCGCUUCAGAAGGCCGACAAGCGUAUUCAGGCUGCCAUCAAGGAUGCUGGCAACGCAUCGCACCAGGGCAAGCUGUGGAUUUUGCCCUCAGCUGUGCCACGCAUCAUUGGCCGAGGAGGCAGCGGACUCAUGAACAUUCAAAACGAGUCGGGCGCCGCGAUCGAGAUUCCUCGAGACGCUGGCGGACUCUGCAUCAUUCGUGGCUCCAAGGACGCCGUGCUGCAUGCUAAGGAGCUCAUCGAAGGCGUCGCUUCUUCCAGUGGACGCGCUUGA
Mycosarcoma maydis (corn smut) is the source of this 3993-nucleotide messenger RNA. RefSeq lists its product as uncharacterized. Bases 1 to 3993 code for a protein of 1330 amino acids. Gene Ontology annotation, biological process: nuclear division. The record is from RefSeq and is a predicted model, not a curated record. Lineage: Eukaryota; Fungi; Basidiomycota; Ustilaginomycetes; Ustilaginales. The transcript has a single exon. Gene Ontology annotation, cellular component: nucleus; cytoplasm. Gene Ontology annotation, molecular function: mRNA binding.